AUGUCUCGUUCUUUGGAUACUCUUUCUUAUAGAAUGACAUUACCAUCGCUUGCAGAACUUAAAUUUGCAAUCAACACUGUGAUUGAACUACCCAAGAUGAUUCCAAGCAGAAUAUGCUCUGACGACCAAUUUGGGUUUAACAGUAACACAAGUCAGUCCUUAUACCCCCGUCAGCAGCGGACAAGAUAUGCAAGCAAUGCCAAAUGUCUGGCAGAUAGUCUCAAAUCAAAAGGGGACUUCAUUCUAUCGCAAUCUCGAGAGGUCAUAGUGUUUCAAGGGUUAGAUGAUGUACGUGAGGCUUUUGGAGAAAAGGGUGACGGCGUGGUGGACAACACUUCAACUGGACAAAUGAGAACCUCAUACUAA
Aspergillus niger is the source of this 366-nucleotide messenger RNA. RefSeq lists its product as hypothetical. The coding region runs from base 1 to 366 and encodes 121 amino acids. NCBI's taxonomy places the organism in Eukaryota, Fungi, Ascomycota, Eurotiomycetes, Eurotiales, Aspergillaceae. The record is from RefSeq and is a predicted model, not a curated record. The transcript has 2 exons.